Molecule: messenger RNA, 2094 nt
Organism: Aspergillus campestris IBT 28561
Lineage: Eukaryota; Fungi; Ascomycota; Eurotiomycetes; Eurotiales; Aspergillaceae
Product: putative G1/S-specific cyclin Pcl5
Exons: 2
Coding region: 1-2094 (697 amino acids)
Biological process (GO): regulation of cyclin-dependent protein serine/threonine kinase activity
Cellular component (GO): nucleus; cyclin-dependent protein kinase holoenzyme complex
Molecular function (GO): protein kinase binding; cyclin-dependent protein serine/threonine kinase regulator activity
Source: RefSeq, a predicted model, not a curated record
AUGUCAGGGAUCGACGUUUUGGGUUUGAAAGAUUCAAACCAGAUACCUUAUCAAGCGUCCCAUGCGCACCCCUAUGCAUCGUCUCUCUCCUCCUCCGCAUCCUCCUCUUCCUCGUCGGUGUUUUCUCUAGAUGGCCUCUCCACCCAGAGUUCCAUUUCAUCGACCUCUACGAACCCGGUGGAUGUGAUCUGGGAGAAUGACGGUGACUCUCAGGCGGCCAGAGGCCUGGUUCCGGCCGGCCCUGCCCGCUGCGGCUUCCGCGCCAAGAACGUGGAUGCCGCCGUUGCCCCGGAGCUGCGAAGGCACCCUCGGCGCACCAACAGCGGCCCCGUUCAAGCCAACGGCGUGCCCUGCACGCGCCCCCCGCCCGCCCUGCUCCGGCAGUCCGAGCGGAAAGUGAACUUUGUGGACAACCUUGUCGACUCCGCGUCGCAGAUCGUUGAGACCAUCUGGCCCUUGUCGGCCGCCGCGCACCGCAGUGAUGCGGCCACCGGGUGCAAGGGCGUCCUGCCGCUCCGCACCUUCAUCCAGGAGACCCUCCGCCGCUCGCGCACCAGCUACAGCACCCUGCAGGUCGCGCUGUACUACUUGAUCAAGAUCAAGUCGCACGUCCCCAGUCCCGAUGCCUCCCCGGACCAGAACGGCGGGAAGCCGGUCUGUCGGGCCAUGCAGUGUGGCCGACGCAUGUUCCUCGCCGCGUUGAUCCUCGCGUCCAAGUACCUGCAGGACCGGAACUACUCGGCCCGUGCGUGGAGCAAGAUCUCCGGCCUGAACACCGCCGAGAUCAACCAGAACGAGCUGAUGUUCCUCGGCGCCGUGAGCUGGCGGCUCCACAUCCCGGAGGCGCUCUUCCAGCGGUGGACGGACAUCGUGUUGAAGCUGACGCAGGGCGGCCUCGCCGUUGGCGGACUCACGUGGCAAUCGGCCAUCCCCCGACUCACUCCAGAGCUGGAAGGUGAGUUGGAGGCGGCCCCGGCAUCGGGCCCGCUGCCUCCGACCAGCAUGCGUAGCUACGACGCGCGCUUCUCGGAAUCUCCCUCGCCCCGUGGAACCUCCACGCGAGGCGGCGGCCCUUGCUCCGCGCCACUCGCCGCUGAGCCUUGCACUCUGCCGUCGAUCCAUGAUACCCUCGGGCUGUACCGACGGACGAGCCCCGUGGGUCUGCCAUCCAUGUCUCGACUGGACGGUUCCCAGGUGCCUCCGUCCCUGCCGCGCCCGCCGAUGCUGCCGACCCCGCAGUUGACCCCGCAGUCCAUCCUCGCUGGCACUCCUGCUGUGAGUGCGGGCGGGGUCCCCUCGCACCGACGCCACAUCUGUUCGGCUAUGUCCCAGGCGCACCACGCGGGCCUGGCGCGGUCGACCAUCGACCAGCGCCCGCCUCCGUCGAUGUAUCCUCGGGCGAAUACGUUCGAUGGGUAUCCUACCGUGCGUCGGUCGUCGUUGGCGCGGUCCAGCUCGUCGGCAUCGUCUCCGGACUCGAUGGUCUCGGAUGUGUCGACCCUGUCCUCGAGCUCGCGGUCGUCCUCGGUCUCCUCCAGCUCGGCCUCGGGGCCUGGGGCGGUGUCUCUCCCCCGCCUGGCCACCCUGCGCUGCACCAACAACUCGCUCAAGGACGGCCGCCGACCGCUGAGCGUCGUGUCGCCCAUCGACGAGAGCGUCUUCAGCGACUUCUACAACUCUCCGGAUAUCUACGGGGCGCCGCUGAGCCAUGCGCCGGACUUCUCCCGCUUUUCGCUGGGCACGCCGGUCGACCUGAGCUCGGCCCACGAAGCGGCCCAGGGCCUGUGUGAGCUGUCUGGUGCGGUGUCUCGUCCGACCACUGGCCCCAGCCAGCGACCGUGCCGGAAGCGUGGUCGCGCGGGCUCGGACGAUCUGCCGCUGCCGAACUAUAUCGCUGGCUCGCGCGGGGAGGCCCCGGUGCUCCCCAGCGGCCACGUGAUGAAUCGCUUCUUGAACUCCAAGACGCUCAGUGCAGCCCAGCUCCAGGCCCUCAACCACACCCCUCUCUCCGGUCCGGUCGGUAUGAAGCGCGCUUGCUGCGGCAGCGAGACGCAGAAGAUCGCGCUCCACCCGAGCGUGCGCGCCGAAUACUGA